This is a messenger RNA of Marmota flaviventris (yellow-bellied marmot), 3926 nucleotides long. RefSeq names its product WD repeat domain 48 (gene Wdr48). The record is from RefSeq and is a predicted model, not a curated record. Gene Ontology annotation, molecular function: ubiquitin binding. Gene Ontology annotation, biological process: double-strand break repair via homologous recombination. Lineage: Eukaryota; Metazoa; Chordata; Mammalia; Rodentia; Sciuridae.
GUUACGUAGGAGUGUCAACAUGCAAGAUGGCGGCUCAUCACCGGCAGAACACGGCCGGGCGGAGGAAAGUGCAGGUUUCCUAUGUUAUUCGGGAUGAAGUAGAGAAGUACAAUCGGAAUGGAGUCAAUGCCCUACAGUUGGAUCCAGCACUAAAUAGACUUUUCACAGCUGGGCGAGACUCCAUCAUAAGAAUAUGGAGUGUCAAUCAGCACAAGCAAGAUCCAUAUAUAGCAUCUAUGGAACACCAUACUGAUUGGGUAAACGACAUUGUACUCUGUUGUAAUGGGAAAACAUUAAUAUCUGCGUCUUCUGACACGACAGUAAAAGUAUGGAACGCACAUAAGGGAUUUUGCAUGUCAACAUUAAGAACGCAUAAGGAUUAUGUAAAGGCAUUAGCAUAUGCCAAGGAUAAGGAACUGGUAGCAUCAGCUGGGUUGGACAGACAAAUAUUCCUUUGGGAUGUGAAUACUCUAACAGCAUUGACUGCCUCAAAUAACACUGUCACAACUUCUUCUUUAAGUGGGAACAAAGAUUCCAUUUAUAGCCUUGCCAUGAAUCAACUGGGAACAAUCAUUGUAUCAGGGUCCACAGAGAAGGUUUUAAGGGUAUGGGAUCCAAGAACAUGUGCAAAACUAAUGAAGCUUAAAGGGCACACAGACAAUGUAAAAGCAUUGCUGUUGAACAGAGAUGGCACACAGUGCCUCUCUGGUAGUUCUGAUGGAACAAUUCGUCUUUGGUCUCUUGGCCAACAGAGAUGUAUAGCAACAUACCGAGUCCAUGAUGAAGGUGUUUGGGCUCUGCAGGUCAAUGAUGCCUUCACACAUGUAUAUUCUGGAGGAAGGGACAGGAAGAUUUAUUGUACUGACUUAAGAAACCCUGAUAUUCGAGUGCUAAUUUGUGAAGAAAAAGCACCAGUACUCAAGAUGGAGCUUGAUAGAUCAGCUGAUCCCCCUCCUGCAAUCUGGGUUGCAACAACUAAGUCUACAGUAAAUAAAUGGACGUUGAAGGGAAUUCAUAAUUUUAGAGCCUCAGGAGAUUAUGACAACGACUGUACAAAUCCUAUAACUCCCCUUUGUACACAGCCUGACCAGGUUAUUAAAGGGGGUGCAAGUAUUAUUCAGUGCCACAUUCUUAAUGAUAAGAGACAUAUAUUAACCAAAGAUACCAAUAAUAAUGUGGCAUAUUGGGAUGUAUUGAAGGCAUGCAAAGUUGAAGAUCUGGGAAAAGUGGAUUUUGAAGAUGAAAUUAAGAAAAGAUUUAAAAUGGUAUAUGUGCCAAAUUGGUUCUCUGUAGACUUAAAAACAGGGAUGCUGACUAUUACUUUGGAUGAGAGUGACUGUUUUGCUGCUUGGGUUUCUGCAAAAGAUGCUGGUUUCAGCAGCCCUGAUGGGUCAGAUCCAAAAUUGAACUUGGGAGGACUUUUACUCCAGGCACUCCUAGAAUAUUGGCCUAGAACACAUGUGAAUCCAAUGGAUGAAGAAGAAAAUGAAGUAAACCAUGUAAAUGGGGAGCAGGAGAACCGAGUGCAGAAGGGAAAUGGAUAUUUUCAAGUACCACCACACACACCUGUGAUCUUUGGUGAAGCUGGAGGCCGCACAUUGUUCAGGCUGCUCUGCCGAGAUUCUGGGGGUGAGACUGAGUCGAUGCUUCUCAAUGAGACAGUGCCACAAUGGGUAAUUGACAUCACUGUGGAUAAAAAUAUGCCCAAAUUCAACAAAAUUCCUUUCUACCUCCAACCUCAUGCAUCUUCAGGAGCAAAAACCUUAAAAAAAGAUAGAUUGUCUGCUAGUGACAUGCUCCAAGUCCGGAAAGUAAUGGAACAUGUUUAUGAGAAAAUCAUCAACCUGGAUAAUGAGUCUCAAACCACUAGUUCUUCUAAUAAUGAAAAACCAGGAGAACAGGAAAAAGAAGAGGAUAUUGCUGUGUUGGCAGAGGAAAAAAUUGAACUUUUAUGCCAGGACCAGGUUUUGGAUCCAAAUAUGGACCUUCGAACAGUGAAACACUUCAUAUGGAAAAGUGGUGGUGAUCUCACCCUCCAUUACCGUCAGAAGUCCACGUGAAGGGUGGGCCUAUGCUCCUGGGUAUUCAUUUACUACCUUCCUCUAUGGCCCCAAGAGUAGUCCUAGGAAGCCCACUGAUCCCCAAUGGGAGCAAGACUUCUAAUGGCCAAUUUGGUAUGGACCGAGAUUAUCUUUCAAUUGAAGUGACUAAUUGAGAUGUAAUAUAGAAACCAGUCUCUACGUGUAGAUUAAGCUGCCCCCAGGGAAGCAGAGUGCGAGAGCAGAAGAGCCCCAGGCAGACUCUGUCCUGAGAACUGAUGACAGGCCAGUGCAGACUUUGCUUCCUCUUUUUCUUUCAAGGGACCUUAUCUUUGUCUGUUAGCACUUGUUAUAGAACAUCCGUAGGGCCACAUCUGUUAACUGUGUUUCAAUUUCAAACCCACAAGCUCUGUAGCUUUUCUAAGAGUACAUUCCAUUCAUGCAGUACCUAUGAAGGCUUUUUCCAAGUUUGUCAUAGAAAGAAAAUCUAAUUGUUUUCACCGUUUGAAAGUUAUUUUUAAUGGGAAUUUGCUGUUGCACAAUUCGAGAGCCAGCCCACUUCAUAAUAAAUAACUGAUGUUGGGCUCAUUUUUAAUAUUGCAUCUCAGAUGUGUUCUUGUAGUAGAGCUGUUGAAGUUCCAGGUGCUGGAAUUAACGCAGCCCAAGGAUGCCCUGGCUGGCAGCAGCCCCUGGGAGGCGCGACUGUUCGCACCUUCCUCCAGCGUGCAGCUUUAUUCAUGGGCAAAGCAACUGAGACCAUAGCUUCCUGCUCUGGGUGAACAGCUUGACACCAUCAAAACAAGACCGUGAUGAAAUUUUAAUUUCAUUCAGAUGCUACCUAAAAUUUAUGAUGUCACAGUAAAGGGAUAUCAUAGUGAGUUAGUUUGAUAUUCAUAUCUGGAAAGUAUACAUAUUUGUUUUUCCAAAGUUUUAUAUGCAGGUUUUGUUGUUGUACCUGUAUCCAGAUCUUCUUUUCACUGUUCUUUCUAACAAUCUAAAGCUUUCAUAGAAUCAUUUGGAUCUUGUACAGAAUAUAACUUAUUGGGGAUAAACACUUCAACUUUUGGCAGAAAAUACUUUGGAUUCUUCCCAAGGUCAUUUGUAUUCAGCAUAGAUCAAUGGUCCACCCCCAUAAAACUACAUAAGACUAGCCUCCUUGUAUGAAGCCAGAAGCACAAGUGCCUUCAGAGGGCAGUUUAUUCCAGUCCAGUUGCCUCCCCAGCUUGUGUGUGGCCUGACCCCACAGUAGCAGGGACUGGGGAGGAGGCUGAGGAAGGGUUUUUCUUUUCUACAUCUUCACAGGUUCAGUUAGGGGCAGAUUAUGGACCCAGGUCCAUACCUUACAAUUUGAGAUAUUCUGAUCCGCACAACUGCAGAGACAGGGUUCCCUCACUGCUGGUCAGCUAACUCUGGAAAGUGUACCUCUUGCACCUUGAAGAAGUGAGCAGAGACACAGCCACAUUUCCAAGGAGCUGAGGUGGUCUUUAUCCUUUCCUCAGAGCAACCAGAUUCUUUUUUUUAAAAUCCUUUCUAUCUGUUGGAUACAAUAGUGCGCUUUUGGUGCACAUUUUUUAGCAAUAGUUGUGAACUAAUAGCAAAAAAAAAAAAAAAAUUCAUUUACCAGCCCUCAGCUGUGUUUGCACAAGGGGCCUUUGAGCUAAAGGACUGUGUUUUGCUGGGUCAUUUUGCCCCGUGUGCUGAGCCUUGGGUGGCUGUGUCCCCUCUGUUGUAGAUCUGACCCCCAGCAUGGUUAUAUUUUUGUUUUUCCCCUCCAGUCUUACCAGUAAUACAGUUUCCAGAAAAUCUUGACAGUCUGCAAUGCCAAAAGGGUAAAAAAUCUGUAUUUCACAGUUGUAUAGAAUAAAAGCUUUAGUUAAAAUAUUUCAA